GUUCUGUGCGCUGAGUCGGCUGAGAUACUUCGACCCUGCUGCGCCAAGCUUCUCCACCUGUACUGCUUUAGCAUUUACUAUUGUUACACAUCGACACGCCCAGCAGCUUUCCACUGCCAUUAUGAUGUUUAUCAAAGGCAGCGCAGACAAGGAGGCGGACAGCGCCGUGCACCGCCUCUGGGGCUUCACCAAGUCGUACGCCACGCACGUCGGCCAGACCUAUCUCGAGUUCCUCGGUCCCUUGUUGCUGCUGGUGGCGGUGAACAUGGCGGUGGAUGCGCACGACAACGAGCGCUUUGGCCUCGGCUGGCUGUACUGCACGAGCCUGAAGGACGACCGCGUCCGCGAAGAGAAGUUCCCCUCGUACGAGCCUAGCAGUGUCGCGCAGCGCCGCCGCAGCGAGGCAGCGAACGCGAUUGAGUACGCGGCCACGACGGUGUAA
Molecule: messenger RNA, 442 nt
Organism: Leptomonas pyrrhocoris
Lineage: Eukaryota; Euglenozoa; Kinetoplastea; Trypanosomatida; Trypanosomatidae
Exons: 1
Coding region: 122-442 (106 amino acids)
Source: RefSeq, a predicted model, not a curated record